Molecule: messenger RNA, 1614 nt
Organism: Oreochromis niloticus (Nile tilapia)
Lineage: Eukaryota; Metazoa; Chordata; Actinopteri; Cichliformes; Cichlidae
Exons: 2
Coding region: 314-1570 (418 amino acids)
Source: RefSeq, a predicted model, not a curated record
AAAUUUUCAUGUCAUGGUUCAGUACUGUCCAUAGUAGUCUGAUGAAGGCUCUAAUAUUAAAGGAUUUUUAUGUAAAAGUAGGCGAUCACGAUCAAGUGAUCAGAGCUCUAGUAAAGCUACCCUUGUCCAGGUAUUUCUUUUGCAAUCCCCUGUAAAAAAAAAUAAACAAAAAGAAAAACUGAAGAAAGAACUGAAACCAUGUUCCUCAAGAAUUGAGCAAUGAUAUGAGCGAGGACUGUGCAAUCCAAUUUUAAUCUAGUUUAAACUUCUAAUGACUACGUAAAUGAAAAUUAUUGCACAAUAUUGAAAAUGUAUGGUCCACCAAUGGAACAAAAAGCAAAGGUGGUGCAGGCCCACCACCCGCAGGAGGCACCGUAGGGGCCGGGUGCAUUGUGAGCCGGGUGGCGGCCAGGAGGGGAGGACUGAUCCCCGGCUACCAAGACUGGCAAUUGGUACACGGAAUUUCACCUCUCUGGUGGGGAAGGAGGCUGAGUUAGUGCAUGUGGUUGAGAGGUACCGGUUAGAUAUAGUCAGGCACACAUCAACGCACACCUUGGGCUCUGGAACUAGCCUCCUGGAGAGGGGCUGGACUCUGUCUGGAGUUGCCCCUGGUGAGAGGUGGCGGGCCAGGGUGGGUAUCUUGGUAUCCCCUUGGCUUGCUGCCGGUAUGUUGGGGUUUCUCCCAGUGGACGAGAGGGUUUGUUCCCUUCGCCUCCAGGUCGGGGAACGAGUCCUGACCGUCGUCUGCGCUUAUGCGCCGAGUGGCGGUUCAGAGUACCCAGCCUUCUUGGAGUCCCUGGGUGGGGUACUGGAGGGUGGUCCUCCUGGGGACACUGUUGUUCUACUGGAAGACUUCAAUGCUCAAGUCACGUGUUUUGUUAUUGGACUUCAGCGGGUGGUGGCUGAAGCAAAAACUCGGGUGUGGGAGGAUUUCGGAGAGGCCAUGGAAAAAGACUUUCGGACUCCCUCGAAGAGAUUCUGGCAAACCGUCAGGCGACUCAGGAGGAGAAAGCGGUGUUCUACCUGCACUGUUUAUAGUGCGGGUGGAGUGCUGCUGACUUCGACUGAGAAAAUUGUCUGGUGGUGGAAGCAAUACUUUGAGGACUUCCUUAAUCCCACUGGCACGUCUUCCGUGGAGAAAGCAGAGUCGGGGGAUGAAGGGGAUGACCAGCCAAUCUCUGCGGGCGAGGUCACUGAGGCAGUUAAACAACUCCUUGGUGGCAGAGCCCCUGGGGUGGAUGAGGUCCGCCCCGAGUUUCUGAAGGCUCUGGAUGUUGUAGGGCUUUCUUGGUUGACAUGCCUCUACAAUGUUGCGUGGAGAUCAGGGGCAGUACCCCUGGACUGGCAGACCGGGGUGGUGCUUCCCAUCUUUAAGAAAGGGGACCGGAGGGUGUGUUCCAACUACAGGGGAAUCACAGUCCUCAGCCUCCUUGGGAAAGGCAUUCGACCGUGUCCCUCGGGGGGUCCUGUGGGUGGUGGUCUAGGAGUACGGGGUGUCUGGCCCAUUGCUACGGGCCAUUCAGUCCUUAUACAGCCGUUGCAAGAACUUGGUCCGCAUAGCCGGCAAUAAGUCGGACUCGUUCCUGGUGGGUGAUGUGCUCAGCCAGGGCUGCC